Dromiciops gliroides (monito del monte) is the source of this 483-nucleotide messenger RNA. Its product is annotated as 40S ribosomal protein S26-like. Gene Ontology annotation, biological process: translation. The transcript is spliced from 2 exons. Bases 1 to 483 code for a protein of 160 amino acids. Gene Ontology annotation, cellular component: cytosolic small ribosomal subunit; ribosome. Gene Ontology annotation, molecular function: mRNA binding; structural constituent of ribosome. The record is from RefSeq and is a predicted model, not a curated record. Lineage: Eukaryota; Metazoa; Chordata; Mammalia; Microbiotheria; Microbiotheriidae.
AUGGCCAACUGCGAAAGACUUCGCUACUUUGUUCAUGACAGUGUCCUCGAUUCCAAAGAAAUCGUCCUGAGAAAAACGCUCUCCAUUUUCAGCGAGAGAACUGAUGAACUUGGACUGCAGACUGCAGCAUGGGCUGGGACCAAGAAGAGGAGGAACAACAGGCGCGCCAAGAAGGGCCUCGGCCACGUGCAGCCCAGCCGCUGCACCAACUGCGCCCGCUGCCUGCCCAAGGAUAAGGCCAUCAAGAAGUUCGUCAUCCGAAACAUCGUGGAAGCCUGGGCCGUCUGGGACAUUUCCGAGGCCAGUGUUUUCGACUCUUAUGUGCUCCCCAAACUAUAUGUGAAACUGCAUUACUGUGUGAGCUGCACGAUCCACAGCAAGGUAGUGAGGAAUUGGUCUCGUGAGGCAAGAAAGGAUCGGACACCCGCACCCCGCUUCAGACCUGCUGGUACUGCCCCCAGACCCCCUCCAAAGCCAAUAUAA